AUGAGAAAGUCUAAUACUAGGGCGUCCCCCUUAAGCGACGUAGAUGCGAACAAGGCUAUCAACGAGAAACAUGCUAGGGCGUUCCCCAAAAGCGACGCUAGGGACAAGAACCGUCGUUCGCACCUAAAAACCAACGACAAACUCAGACUCGCAACAUGGAAUCUCGGCACAAUGACAGGGCGCAGCCAGGAGCUAAGUGAAAUCUUAAAAACCAGAGAAAUUAAUGCCUGCUGCAUUCAAGAGACCAAAUGGAAAGGGUCAAAAUCCAGAGACAUAGGGAAUGGUUAUCAAUUUGUGUAUCAUGGGACUGAUACUAGAAGAAACGGUGUAGGCGUCGUACUAGACAAUCAUCUCAAACAGAGGAUCAUCAACGUGGACAGAAAGAGCGACAGAUUGAUUGCCAUAAAGCUAGCAAUGGAUAACCAGCAACCUAUGAACAUUAUUUCUGUGUACGCCCCGCAAACCGGCUGCUCCGAACAAGAAAAACAAGACUUCUGGGAGGAUUUUGAUGAAGUUAUGCAGAAUAUCCCACCCACUGAAUACAUUCAUAUCGGGGGAGAUCUGAACGGACAUGUAGGCGAAGGAAAUGAUCUCAACUAUGACGCACAUGGGGGAUAUGGAUUGGGUCCUAUAAAUCAACAAGGUAUAGAUAUCCUAAAUUUUACGACCAAGCACUCCUUGAAAAUUGUUAAUACACACUUCCGGAAGAAAGCUGAACAUCUUAUCACCUAUAAAUGCUCAAACCAUAAAACACAGAUAGACUUCAUUGUAACCAGUAGCAAUAGCCUUAAACUUUAUAAGGACUGCAAAGUGAUCCCAGGUAAUGCACUUACGUCACAACAUAGACUCCUAGUCGCAGUGAUGACUCUACCCAAGCCUAUAAAAAUGCACAUAGACCGGUCAGAGAGCAUAAAAUGGAAAGAGUUACAUACUCCCAAGGGAUCACAAUUCCUUGAAUGGGCGGCCAACUAUGUGAUAGAAGAUAUGGAGGAGAACAAGUCGGGCAGCCAAAUGUGGGACGACUUUCAACACAUCUGCCUUAAGAAUGCAAAAGCAUCUCUAGGAAUAUCGCGCGGAGGCCUGCGUCUGAAUAAGGAGACCUCUUGGUGGAACGAAAGUGUUAAAGACUUAAUAAAAGCAAAGAGAAAGGCAUUCAAGCUGUGGCAAAAGUCAAGUCUAGAAGAAGAUCGUCUUGAGUAUAAAAACCACAAGAAGAUAGCAAGAUCUGCUGUAGCACAAUCCAUAGCAAAAUCUAGAGAAGACUUCUAUGAUAAACUAGAACAGGCGGAAACGGAGAAUGCCAUUUAUAAAAUUGCCCGACAACGUUACAGAUCCACGCUCGAUAUCAAAACUAACAAAUACAUCAAGGACACCCAAGGCAGGCUCCUUACAGCAAAUAAGGAUAUCAACAACCGUUGGAAGGAAUAUUACGAACAACUAAUGAACGAGGAAUACCCUAACGCACUUAUGCUACAUGAGCUUGCCACCCAGGGACCCAUAUACUGCAUAACAGUGGAAGAAGUAAAGAAGGCAUUAACCAAAAUGAAGUAUCACAAAGCCACGGGGCCGGAUCAGAUACCAGCGGACAUCUGGAAGAAGACGGACCAAACGGCACUACCCUGGUUGACUAAACUGUUCAAUUGCAUUAUCAAAGAUGGCAAAAUCCCUGAAGGCUGGCGUAAUAGCACACUGUGCCCUAUUUAUAAGCAAAAGGCGAUAUUGCACAGUGUGGCAAUUACAGAGGAGUAA
Messenger RNA from Leguminivora glycinivorella, 1749 nucleotides. Its product is annotated as craniofacial development protein 2-like. The coding region runs from base 1 to 1749 and encodes 582 amino acids. NCBI's taxonomy places the organism in Eukaryota, Metazoa, Arthropoda, Insecta, Lepidoptera, Tortricidae. Gene Ontology annotation, cellular component: nucleus. The transcript has a single exon. Gene Ontology annotation, biological process: chromatin remodeling. The record is from RefSeq and is a predicted model, not a curated record. Gene Ontology annotation, molecular function: catalytic activity.